GAUGAUUGGUUUCCUCGAUGGUUAACGAUUUGAGAACACCUUGACAGGAAGGCCUACUCAAGCAGACGACAAGACGAAAGCAGUUUCUCGCAUUCGACGAGAAUUACGUCUCGCUCAGUACGAGACCUAGUUCUCCCCUCCCCCUUCCGCUGGUAGCUAGCGACUGCACUCGAUUUCUCGCCAUUCAGUUACAGGCAGGCGCAGAAGCGCUAGCCGUGGAGAGACGUUGUAGACGAUGAGGGAUAUGGUUAGCAAGAUGGCCGAGCUAAAGUUCGAAGCUCCAUUGGCACAGUUCGAGGAAACAGAAGAUUGGGGAGUAAUGCCAGGAGAGUUCCAGCAACACCAGAUGACAUCCACAUCUAUAACAGGGAGUGAAGACAAUUUCAUUCAUCAAGACGCAAGAAAUUCGAACAACUUCAACAAGGAAGCUGCUUUAGGAGGCCUAUUGUCAACAUCAACAAACAAUGGAAUUGUAGUGUUACCACCACAGUUAAGCCAACAGUUGAAUGACAAUGACGCAGUGUUACAAACUGCACAACAGUUGUCAUCUCCAGAGCAGAAGUCGAUACAAGUUCAGAAUCUGCAGCAGCAAAAUAUCGUGGGGAAUCCCCCUCAUGUUGGGGGCGGUGGUGGUGGCGGAGGAUCAGAAGUUUCGUCAGUAGCCGAUAACUUCACCGAGACCUUCUCUGGAUCUUUGGAGGACCUUGUCAACACUUUCGACGACAAGAUAACACGUUGUUUCUGCAACUAUGACGAGUCUGUGGAGAAAUUAGCACCGGUCCAGGUUCGAACCCAGGAGGAAAUUAUGAACGAAUGCCAGAUGUGGUGGACAAUAACUGGUAAUUUUGGAAAUAUCCUUCCUAUUGACUGGUCAAAGUCAUAUGCGAGGAAAUUGCAUAUGCCAGCUUUAAACCUCAAUGAAAAUAAGGAAACACUUUCUCCAGACGACGAUCUGCUAGAUCUGAGCUCCGAGGACGAAGCUGUGGCCAAUGACCUGGACAUGCAUUCACUCAUCCUCUCUGGUCUUCAUCAGGACACGGAGCCUGUGAAAACAGCGGAGGAGGUGAUCAGGGAAAUUGAUGAUAUGAUGCAGGAGACUCCAUCAACUGAAUGCUCGCCUGAUUCUGACGGCUCGCUGCUCGACUCGACUGACACAUUGGAAAUGAAGGGAAAAGAAGUAUUUCAGUCGCCCUUAUAUGAAGAUAAAUUGAUAACUUUGAGUCUGUCUCAACUGAAUGAACUCUACCUGGAAUUAGAAGUUCUAAUCCGAGAGUUUUCAGAGACGCUUAUCGCAGAACUUGCAUUGCGCGAUGAACUAGAAUAUGAGAAGGAGUUGAAGAAUACUUUUAUCUCACUUCUGCUCGCUGUUCAGAACAAACGGCGCCAGUACCACGUCGAACGCAAGCGAACGGGACGCAGCAACGCCUCAACUCGAGUGCCGAACGGUCUCGACCCCAAGUAUCUGACGACGGUGAUCCCUUAUCACUUGGGGAGUGGUCCACCGGACAACCAAGCUCUUCAGGUCCUCAUCAAAAUACUGAAAGCUAUCAACGAGGACAGCCCCACCGUUCCUACGCUCCUUACGGAUUAUAUACUCAAAGUUCUGUGUCCAACGUAAGAGAACGGCAGAUGGAACCGGACAGCCGUCAUCAUUUUACCUACCAACACUUUGUGUGCUUCAAAACUUCUUGUUAUGUAAAACAAUUACAUGUAAUUGUAAAUCGUACAUGUGGUAGUUGUAGAUUUAUUUUCCUCGAAAGGUAUCGAUGGGACAUUUUAAAUCUUCGUAACGGAAAUAAUCUCGUCAAAUUACGAAGCGAUUCGGCCUGAAAAAUAAUCUCGGUCCAUACAGAACAUCGCUAGGAUUUUCACGUAAAAUCCGAAAUCACUUUAUAUUCCGCAAAAUUUUUCUGUAGCAAAAUUAAUAUUAAUUUCCGAGAAACUGAAAUGGUUCUCGUGUUUGAAACAGAAAUAAGCGUUGGUACAGCGCAUAAAAUAAACUUUAUAGUUCCACCACAGCUCUUCACGGCGCUGUUGGCCGCUUGACGUAAUAAAACUUCAUGUUUUCACCGCCGCUCUUCGCGGCGCUGUAAACCGCUUGACGUAAUAAAACUUCAUAUUUUCACCGCCGCACUUCACAGCGCUGUCGGCCGCUUGACGUAAUACUCGAGCUUACUGUUCGGUAAUGCGCGCGCAGAAGAAAAAAAUCAGGUUAUCGACAGACACUUCGAAUCUCCUUCAUAGCGAGUUUUAUUAUUAAUUAACAUUUUAAGUUUCAUAUUCGAUUUAUAUUAAAAAUAUUAAUUAAAAUCUCUUUGUUCUGGAAAAUAUUUUGUGUAGGUCUAAAAUUGCUGAGAGUGAUUAAAGAAAUCGUAAUUCCUAAAAUAAAGACGCAGACUACGCUAGUCAUCAGUGCCAUGGGGACGAAAAAACACGGGACAAACGUUUAGAGUGUUGAGGAUGUGGGGAAAAAAAAAGCCUUUUCUAAUACAUAUUUAUUACGCUACGAAUAUUUAAUUACCAUUCCAAGCUUCCUUUGAAAUAUCUAGCAGGCGCUUUUGUUACGGUCGUGAGGAUAAUUAAUGUCGGUGGAACAGAUGAACGUCGCGGUUUAUUCCCGCCAUUUAUCGUGUUUUCCCACAAAAUCUGUACUCUGCACUUCGAGAUAUUAGCCAUAGAAUGUUUUGUGAUGCUGUGUUGUGUAUUUUUUGUGUGUGCAUGUGUAUUUAAUUAUUUAAAAUAUAGGGAAAAAAUACUUUGAAUUAUUUCCCAGUGCAAUGUAAUUUUUCUUCUCCGUGUAAUUGUACAUAGUUUAUUUUUAAGUAAUUUAAAAAUUAAAACUCGAAGAAAUGGUUAAAGUUUAUUAGUUCAGAAACCGCAUCGAAUUAUUUAAAAAGAAUUACAAAAAAAAAAUUAGAGUGGUUAAUUAAAACCAAAGACUGCGUUAGUUUUCGUCUGUGUUAGAUUAAAAGUAAUUGCCGAGGUGGAGCCGAUGCUUAGCUGGUGAUUUUACUCUGGUGAUUUUUUACUCUUUAACAGCUGUGUUUCACCUUCUUGCCAUUCGUUCAGAUAUUUGCACCGUGAUUCACAUUUAAAAUAAAUGGAAUAAUAAUAUCGCGUAUGAAUUAAAAAUACGCCCGAGUGACACUUCGUUGUAAUGUAAAACGUGCAUGUUUAUUAUAUAUAUAUAUAUAUAUAUAUACGCCUUGUACAAAAUUGUAAAAAUAUAAUUAUUUUUAAUUUUUAUAUAUUAUUUCUUGUUACUCUCUUUAAUUGCGUCUUCUAAAAAUACGAGUGGUUAUAAUUGUUUGAUUAGAGUAGCAGAGUGUGUCUAGUAUUUUAUUACAGUCAACUGUAUUAAUUUUUUUUAAUUUAAACGCUUAAAUACGAAUGACUGGGCGUUUUUACGAUAUAUCACACUGCGUCGGUAUUUUGAAUUCGUAUAUAGCUGCUACUCAUUUUGGGUGUGAAUAAUCGGUGACAUGCCCUUGGUUGAACUUUAACCCCGGAAAAAGGACCCGCGGUAUCCAUCGGAUAGGAGGCGGUCUGAAUACGGGGACUAUAAGAACAAUUGCCCCCGCCAGGGAUCGAAACCCUGCCAUCGAGUCUUUAAUCGGAUUACUAGCCGAGUUAUUCCAACUCCCAGAGACGUUUUGUGCCCUUUUUAGCGUGUUAGCAGAAAUAAAAUGUUUCGUGACGUAAUUACGCUUUUCCUUGGCUUUAUAAUUAAAUCUAAAUGCUUUUGUUGUUACGUUUAUGAUUAUGGUAAAAUUGCAGUAGAGGAAAUUAGUAUCUUAACUAGAAUCUUAAUUCCUUUUGAUUCAAAAAUGUUAAACAGCUAAUAUAAAAUAAUAAUAUUUAGUUGAAAGAUAAUUAAUUUUGCGUGAAGGUUACUGUGAUUAAGCGAGCCUGUGAUUUGGAAGUGCGAAGAGCCUGUCGUAAAAAUUACGUUUUAUGAAAUUCUAUCAUUCUAGUUUAUUAAAAUACAUUUUAGAGGUCAAUAAUUAUUUGUUUUUUUUUUUUAGUAAUGAGCCCUUUUGCCUCAAAAAUGAUAGCAUUUUUUUUAAUAACCAUGAAAUAUAUUCUGAUAAAAAUGAUACAUGAUAAAUUAUCGUUACUGUAAGAAUAUUUAUAUUUAAUAUUGAAAAGUUCAUUAUAAAUCUUAAUAAAAAUUAUUCCCUUCGAAGCUUGCAGUACUAAAGUUCAUGAGCAAAUUAGUGAAUUAAUUAUAAAUUUCUAAUUAAUAUGGUAGCCGUAAGCUGUCUUAAGGUAGUCCGAAUUUCACGGUGAUUUGUGAAAAAUUACUGGACACACUUAAUUUCUCUGCUACUUAAAUUAAUGCAGCUUAAAUGAAAUUAUCAUAUUUAAUCCCUGUCGGAAACACCGUUUUUUCGCACUCUGUUCUAAUGUGAUGUUACGCUAAAAAUCUUGUGGCUUGUCAAUAUUUUUUAUUGUUCUGGUCGAGUUACGUCAGAACACUGGCCUUGCAAUUUAUUCUGUAUAAAUAUUAUACAGUAUUAUUUAUAAUAAUAACUGUAUGCAACAAUAAAAUGUAUGCCUUUGUAAUUUAA
This is a messenger RNA of Zootermopsis nevadensis, 4571 nucleotides long. It is a transcript of the gene Unc-76, whose product is annotated as fasciculation and elongation protein Unc-76. The record is from RefSeq and is a predicted model, not a curated record. Gene Ontology annotation, cellular component: cytoplasm; axon. NCBI's taxonomy places the organism in Eukaryota, Metazoa, Arthropoda, Insecta, Blattodea, Termopsidae.